This is a messenger RNA of Adelges cooleyi (spruce gall adelgid), 2885 nucleotides long. RefSeq lists its product as uncharacterized. Gene Ontology annotation, molecular function: serine-type endopeptidase inhibitor activity. The coding region runs from base 171 to 2798 and encodes 875 amino acids. Lineage: Eukaryota; Metazoa; Arthropoda; Insecta; Hemiptera; Adelgidae. The transcript is spliced from 14 exons. The record is from RefSeq and is a predicted model, not a curated record.
ACGUACGACACUAGAACCAGUUGUUGUGCAAAGAAUUCUACAGCGAGGUUCAACAUUUCAUUCGCCGACCGUUUGCACAAUAAAUAAUCUAGUUUCUGUUACAGUUUGCGUUAGAUGUUUAUUUUUUUUUAAUUGAGCCCAUAAUGAUUUGUUAAGAUAAAUCCAGAAAUAUGAAAGGUUAUGUUUCGAUUUAUUUUAUCAUCUAUUGUUCGACCCAACAGUUAUGUACAAACGGAUAUUCUCCUCCUAAGUCGCCAACUAAGAACAAUGCCGGAGUCGGUCAACACGGUGUAUCCGAGCUUAAUGUGCCCGAUUUUCAUGUGUUUGAUUGGAAAUUGUGCAAAGCCUUGCACGAAGUUGAAAAGAACAACGCUGUGUUGUCUUCGAUAAGUGUCAAGUUGGUGUUGUUGAUGAUUUAUGAAGGAGCACUCGGCGAGACUGCCAAACAAAUCGAACGAGUAGUUGGGUUUUCCGGAAAUAGACAAUUGACCCGAGAACGAUUUUCUAAAAAAUUGAAAUCUUUACAAAGUUAUGACACAAAGGACUACGAGUUGGACAUUGGUACAAAACUGUUUAUGGACAAAUCGGCGAAAGCCAAGAAUGAAUUUAAUGAAAUAUUAAACACGUGGUACAAUUCAAGUUUCGAAACGGUUGAUUUUAGCAAGCCAGCCGAUGCGGUUAGCGCGAUAAAUGGAUGGGCAGAAAAUGUAACCCAUGGCCGUAUUCAACAACUUAUAACGGAAGCCGAUACAAAAGUAAACACGGCACUUAUUUUGUUGAACGCCAUAUAUUUCAAAGGCUACUGGACAAAUCCUUUUAACAAAGAUCUUACGAAAAAUGGACUUUUCAACUUGAACUCAAAAACUACAGUCGAGAUACCGUUGAUGACCACUUACAACCAUUUUCAAAUAUCAUCUAUACCGACCCUAAGUGCUCGUAUGAUAUGUUUGCCAUAUGCGGGAAAUAAAUUCGUGAUGUACAUAGUAUUACCGGAUUCGAUUGACGGGCUUUCCGAUUUGGUAAAUAAAAUCAAUCCAAAGUCUUUGGCCGUGUCAAUAAAAUCGAUGAAGUCGGUAUUGGCCAAAGUGGUUCUACCGAAAUUCACGUUCGAGUACACUUCGAUUCUCGGACCCUUAUUGCAAAAACUAGGAAUUACUGAUAUGUUUGGGUCAAAAGCCAACUUAACUAACAUUGGAGCCGGACGUUUGGGUAAUCUCGUCGUGUCCAAUGUUCUCCAAAAGGCUGGACUCGAUGUCAAUGAACAAGGAAGUACAGCGUAUGCUGUAACUGAAGUGGAUUUAGAUCAUAGAUUUGGCGUUUCUGUCGAGGCGGAAUUUCAAGUAAAUCGGCCGUUUUUAUUUAUGAUAGAAGACAUCACAACGGAUACCAUAGUUUUCGUCGGACAGGUAGUCAAUCCACUCUCCAAAGGCUCUCCGGUAGUCACUAUACCUGUUGUAAAACCCACAUCUGAAGACAUCGAUACGAAAAUCGGUUCAGACAAUAGUCAUUCGGAUUCGCAGCGAUUUUACUAUUUUGAUCUUGAAUUAUUCAAAGAAGUUAAUUUGGCCGAACCCGAAUCCAACUUUGUGAUUUCACCAGCCAGCGUGAAAGAAGUAUUGUCGUUACUGUCGGAAGGCGCUCAAGGGGAAACCUGGAAAGAGCUAAACAACGUUUUGCGGCUACCCAAAGAACAAUCGGCAUUGCAUAAUUUAUUGCACAGAUAUCAAUUGUCGAUGAAGAGUUCUAAAUUGGACAUACUGACGUCCAAUAAAGUGUUUGUUAGAAACAAAAAUAGUGUAAACCGCAAUUUCAUUGAUAUCGCUACCGACCUUUAUGCGGCCGACAUAGCUGAAAUAAAUGUCACGAAUAUCGACGAGUCGGUUAAAUUGAUUAACGAACAAGUAUCAUCCGCGACUAAAGGGCUCAUAAACUCGAUCAUUAAUAAAGACGAUUUCACCGGUGAUACAGACCUUUUGUUGGCAAAUAUACUUUAUUUCAAAGGAGACUGGUUAGUUCAAUUCAACGAAAGCCUGACUGAAAUCCAAUGCUUUUACACGAAACCCAAUUUGUGUACCGAAGCAAGUAUGAUGUACUUGCAAGAUAUCAUAAAAUACGGCGAAAUUUCCGACAUCGGUGCUCAAGUUGUGGAAUUGCCAUUUAAGGAUGAAAACUUUACAAUGGUUUUAUUAUUGCCAGACGAAAACACUAAUUUAUUACAAUUGAUAAAAGAUUUACAACACAAUCCUUUAGUAAAAAUAUCGAAUUCUCUUCACAAAAGAACAGUUAAUCUAUAUUUACCUCGCUUUACCAUAAAUUAUUACUCGAAAUUAUCAUCUAUUCUUAAAAAAAUGGGAUUAUCGACACUAUUUGAAAAAAAUGCCAAUUUGACAGCGAUAUUUAAUUCUGAAAAGCAAGUGUCUGUUAAAGAUAUCAUACAUAAAGCUGUGAUCGAGAUCAACGAAAAAGGCGCCAAAGCCGCUGCAGUCACUGUGGCCUCUGUAAUACCUUUAAGCAGUAUACCACCGUUGCCUCCCGUAACUGUCAAUAUAAACAGGCCUUUUGCAUUUUUACUUGUCAAUCGAGCUUCGAGAAAUGUUUUGUUUAGCGGUCAAAUAUACACGACUACUUCUACUCUUUCGCAACGGUUUCAAGAUUUUUCAACAACACAAGAGAAGAGUAAUGAACCUACUCCUAAUUCCAUUAAAAAUAAUAAUAUAACUGUUCAACCUCUUUUAAAUGGACCGAGAUAUCAACAACCCCAAUCAAAAAAUAAUCUAAGCAUUAAUUAUAAGAUGUAAUUAUUAUUUUGUUCCUAUAUAAUUUCGAAAAAAAAACAAUGUAAACAAUUUAAAAUUAUUUUAUUAAACGACUUAUUGUUUUUUUUA